UAAAAAAAUCUGAUAGUGACAUUUAAUGGAGUAUAAUUUAUUCCCACAACCGGACAAGUUACGAACAAAGAUCUAUCAGAAGAUCUGCCUGGAGAUCUUUCUAAAGUUCCACUUGCAUCUCUAAAUGUGCAUGAUCUGUUCUGUGUUCCAGCUUGAUAUCUCAACUCCCUAGACCUAAACUACUGUUACGAAAUGAUUAAAGAGACUCAUCUCAGUUAUGUUCAGAAUGGCGGACAGAAGACGUGGGCAUCUGACGGCAACGCUGACCAGACAGCGGUCAAUCUCCUCGCUGACCACACGAUGGAUGUAGAGAACCAGGUGGAUGAGAAGGUCAGGGUCACGUGGUCGAGGAAAGCUGAGUACGUCUUGUCAAUGAUGGGUUACGGUGUGGGACUUGGCAACAUUUGGAGGUUCCCGUACGUCUGUAUACGUAACGGAGGAGGUGCCUUUCUGAUCCCGUACAUCGUCUGCCUGAUGUUGUGCGGGCUACCCUUGUAUUUCAUGGACGUCGCGAUGGGCCAGUUCAUGUCCAGGGGUGUGUACCACAUCUGGAGCAUCUGCCCCCUUUUCAAAGGUAUAGGCGUGGGUCAAAUCAUUGUCAAUGUCAUCUGUGCCUGGUAUUACAUCUUGCUUAUCGCCUGGGUUCUGAUCUAUCUCGUCCACUCCUUUAGGUCACCGCUGCCCUGGACACUGUGUGGGCAAGGCUGGAACACGCCAGCUUGUGUCCCUCAAGGUCAACGAGUCGGUCUAACCGGAAACGAUACGAACAGCUCGAGUCUGGGGCCGGACAACGCCACAGCUGUGACCUCGGAAGGAUAUGAUUUGGUCAACGGAAGCAGAUUAAUCAAGCCGCUACGACCUGCUGGUGAGGAAUUCUGGGUGAACAACGUCCUUGAGCUCUCUUCCGGUCUGGACAAUUUGGAUGGUCUCCCUUGGCACACGACCUUGGCCUUGUUAGUGGCAUGCGUGUUGGUGUUGUUGUGUAUUGUCAAGGGAGUUAAAUCUGUUGGCAAAGUCGUCUAUGUCACGGCGACAUUUCCAUACAUCUUGCUGACAAUAUUCAUUGUGACUGGAGCCACGCUGCCUGGCGCUCAGGACGGAGUGCUCUUCUAUUUAAAACCAGAUUUCAGUAAGCUGAUGCAAGUCCAGACCUGGCUGGAAGCAAGCUUUCAAGUUUUUUACUCUCUGGGUCCGAUCUGGGGUGCACUGGUCACCAUGUCCAGUUACAGCAAGUUUCAGAACAACUGUAUGAGGGAUUCAAUCAUUUUGACCUUCCUGUGUGAAGGAACCAGUGUGUAUGCAGGCUUCGCUAUCUUCACUGUACUGGGACAUAUGGCUUACAACCUGAAACUUCCCGUGGAGAGUUUCGCAACAUCAGGACCAGGUCUAGCUUUUGUUGUCUACCCCGAAGCAGUGGCGUAUCUCCCCGUGCCCCAGCUCUGGGCAGUCUUGUUCUUUCUGAUGUUGUUAACCGUGGCCUUGGACUCUCAGUUUGCAGGAGUCGAAGUUAUUAUGACAAGUCUCCUGGACAUCUGGCCAAAGCUUAUGAGGAAAAGGGAAGUAAUCGUGAAAGUUGUCUUUUGUUCUGUUCAGUUCCUGCUUAGUCUCCCCCUUGCAUCAAGAGGUGGUAUCUAUUUAUUUACACUAGUCGACUGGUACAUUGCUGCAUUUGCUACGGCUGCCAUUGGGUUACUGGAAUGUAUUAUAGUGGCUUGGAUCUAUGGAGCCGAAAGAUUUAUGGAUGAUCUAGAGUUGAUGAUUGGAAGAAGACCUCCAUGUAUUUUCAGCAUCUUAUGGCGAUGUGUAACUCCUUCGUUACUGCUGAUUUUGUUGGUGACGUCCCUUCUCAGCUACGAGGCGCCAAGUUUUGAGGGCUAUCACUACGGCGCGGGCGCCGUGGCGUUUGGAUGGAUGGUCGCCGUCGUCUGGUUUUUGCCGGUGCCGCUUGUCGCAGGUUUCAAGCUGAUGACGUCACACGGAAGUAUACGAGAUAGGCUCAAAUAUAACUGUUCACCGUCCCCUGAGUGGCAGCCUGGUGACGUCAGCUUCCGGGAAAUUUACCAACAGAAAACACGCCCACCAGCUUUCUGUAGAUUGCCCAGACCGCCAUGUUUGCAGGGAGUCUCAAAAUAGAAAACAGAGUCUUAGAGAUAGAACAUUAGAGUCUCGGCCUUUCAGGAUCUAUAUAUAUAUGUAUAUUUACUUAAUUGCUUUUUUUUUCCACUAUUGUGUCUAUUGUAUAGAUUAACCUUUUCCUAUGCAAUUUAAUAUUAAUAAUAAUUUUAUAUGAAAAUGAUAUUAUUUUACUAUAUUUAAUUUCGUAUUCUAUAUAACACAUUUUGAUAGAAUUCGCAAUUAGACUUUACAAAGCUUAUAGGCCUAUCAACUUUGUGUCUGGUAAAAAGUUUGUACACGUUAUUUCUCCCACUACUAAUUUACGAUUAAGUUGAAAUUGUCCACAUGUAUUUCUUGUACCUGAUAAAACAAGAAUAAAUUAAA
Biomphalaria glabrata is the source of this 2499-nucleotide messenger RNA. Its product is annotated as creatine transporter-like. The transcript is spliced from 13 exons. Gene Ontology annotation, biological process: sodium ion transmembrane transport. The coding region runs from base 193 to 2133 and encodes 646 amino acids. Gene Ontology annotation, cellular component: membrane. The record is from RefSeq and is a predicted model, not a curated record. Lineage: Eukaryota; Metazoa; Mollusca; Gastropoda; Planorbidae.